AUGUCAGAGAAUUCCGAAACUUUGGAGACAUCUUCUUCUUGGAAAAAACAAAAGGACUGGAAAAACCGCUAUGCAAAACUAUACGGCAAUAAAUAUCGUCCAGUAGCAAUUCAGGAAGACGAUGCGGAUGAAAGCUGGCGUCGGAUUUCAUUUAUGACCAACGAAAACACCCCUUAUACAGCACUCCUUAUGAGAGUCCGUGCUAACCGCAGAGACACAUCCUCUUCGAUAUCACCCAGCCCCAAAUUCCUGACCUCCAUACUCUCACAACAGAGUGACCUCUAUGGCAGCUACACUGGUACUGGCAGCAUGUUAUCACAGAAUCAAUCACAAAAAUCAUUCGAUACGUACAAUAGACUAUCUAGUUCAUAUAGAAGCAGGGUGUCCGAUGAUUUGGGCGGACACGACACGUUAUUACUGGACAUGGUGCGUGCCCGCAGUAGAGAACUGCAAGAGGAAGCGUUAGAUCAACCGCUCGAUCUGAAAAACGAUGACAACCUCUCUGAUGAUGUUCCCCGUCCAGUAGUUGCUACUAUAGAUCGUGAGGCUGGUGUCAAACAUAGUGGGCUGCGCAGUUCUAGCGCCACUUGGCAACUAACUCGAGCACGACGCUUCCGAAUUCCCAAGCCCUCGCUACCCCCGCCAGAAGCCAGCGCGCCUCCAGCUGUAACAGCACCUCUUGCUCAAAGAGAUCUUGAUUUGCGCGUAAGUCGUUUCCUCAUGGAUAUGGGGAUGUCAAACUAG
This is a messenger RNA of Diatraea saccharalis (sugarcane borer), 744 nucleotides long. The record is from the annotation of a GenBank genome assembly. NCBI's taxonomy places the organism in Eukaryota, Metazoa, Arthropoda, Insecta, Lepidoptera, Crambidae.